Molecule: messenger RNA, 8904 nt
Organism: Rhipicephalus sanguineus (brown dog tick)
Lineage: Eukaryota; Metazoa; Arthropoda; Arachnida; Ixodida; Ixodidae
Gene: tkv
Product: bone morphogenetic protein receptor type-1B
Exons: 11
Coding region: 20-1618 (532 amino acids)
Biological process (GO): cellular response to growth factor stimulus; dorsal/ventral pattern formation; protein phosphorylation
Cellular component (GO): signaling receptor complex; plasma membrane
Molecular function (GO): metal ion binding; SMAD binding; transforming growth factor beta receptor activity, type I
Source: RefSeq, a predicted model, not a curated record
UGCUACCGCUCGAGUAAAGAUGGCUGCUGUUGGUGGGGUUUUGUGUUGGCUGAAGAUGCGAACGAGAUGGAAAAUUUUGUGGCUGAUACCCACCGUUUUUCUCGCACUGCUUGUUCAAAACGGAAAAGCAUUAGAUUGUUAUUGUCUUGGGACCUGCCCUGAUGGGUCCUACAAUGGUACGUGCACUGCACCACCAGACAGCGACUGCUUCAGUGCUGUUGAGGAGGUAUACAAUGCAGAGACAUCACAGUUUGAACCUGAACGAAGUUAUGGAUGUUUGCCCGCUGAAGAAAGCAGCAUAUUGUGGUGCAAGGCUCACCUUGUCCCGCAUAAGGUGCCGAAAAUGAUUGCUUGCUGCAGGAGUGGUGACCUUUGCAAUAAGUACCUGAAGCCAAUGUACCAUAUAAGGGCUGAUGAUGAGUACGGACCUACCGUAUACCUGUACAAGGACACUUAUCUUCAGAUCGUCGUUUUAAUUGCUGUCCUAGGGGUUGUGCUGUGCCUAUGCUUGAGUGGCUACAUAUUCUACACAAGGCACAAGAAGUCUCUCGAGAGUCGCAGCUUUUUUGCAUCAGGCUGCCGUGAACCUUUUCUUCCCAUUGAAGAUGGAGGGCCUUGCCUAAAGGACCUCAUUGAGCAUUCCAUUACUUCCGGUAGUGGAUCCGGCUUGCCUCAGCUGGUUCAACGGACCAUUGCAAGGCAAAUACAAAUGGUCGAAAUCAUUGGGAAAGGACGCUAUGGUGAAGUUUGGAAAGCUCAUUGGCGGGGAGAAUAUGUUGCUGUCAAAGUGUUCUUCACAACAGACGAGGCUAGCUGGCUUCGAGAAACUGACAUUUACCAGACAAUGCUUCUACGCCAUGACAACAUCCUUGGCUUUAUUGCUUCUGACAUUAGAGGCACAGGCUCGUGGACACAAAUGCUGCUGAUCACAAACUACCACGAGCGUGGCUCUCUUCACGAUUACUUGUCUACACAUGCUUUAGACUCGGAGGAUGCUGUGCGACUGGCUCACUCAGCAGCUUGUGGUCUGGCCCACCUGCACAUUGAGAUCAUUGGCAAGCAAGGAAAGCCAGCAAUUGCUCAUCGCGACAUCAAAAGCAAGAACAUCUUGGUCAAGAAGGAUGGCACUUGUGCCAUUGCAGACUUUGGGUUGGCAGUGAGGUUCAGCAGUGAGGCCAACGAGUUGGACAUCGCUGUGAACCCUCGUGUAGGCACAAAGCGCUACAUGGCCCCAGAGGUGCUUGAUGAGACUCUUAUCCCGAACCGUUUUGAUUCAUACCGGAUGGCAGACAUGUAUUCCUUUGGCCUGGUGCUUUGGGAGAUUGCCUUGCGCUGCGUGGAGGAUGGUGCCGUGGAGGAAUACUGCAUUCCCUACCAUGAUGUGGUCCCCUCAGACCCCAGUUUUGAGGACAUGCGCAAAGUUGUAUGUGUGGACAACGCAAGGCCACAGAUACCCAAGCGCUGGAGCUCAAAUGGCUCAGUAACACAAUGCCUGUCGAAGCUAAUGCAAGAGUGUUGGCACCAGAGACCUGGCGUCAGGCUAACAGCCCUGCGCGUUAAGAAGUCGCUGGCUAGACUGGUCGUCGACUCCAGUUACACUGGGAUGAAGAUGGUGUGACAUGUCAGGAUAUUGUUUUGCUAGAUACUGGCCUGGGUGCAUGGUUCAACAGCAGGUCCUGCAGAUCAUGCUACCACUACUCUUAGUUGAACGGGCUUGUACCCCUGUCACAUGUGCACCAACAAACUCCUGUGAACUUCGUAAUUGUAAAACUCGAUAAAGGAUUUCCCAGCGAUGCCGCAAGACACUUUGCGAGCAUAGGACAGAAGCCAUAAGCGGCCCAUUAAGCACUGCUGUGCCUACAUCCAUGUGCAAAAUGUUGCCCCUGAUCAUACUGAAGGUGCUAUGCAUCAUACAUAGGGUUUAGAGAGAACUAAUGGUUUACUGCAGUAAAAGCUUGGAAAAAUUUUUUUUCCCUUCUGAUCACAGAAACGUAUGCCUGUAAGCACAUUGACGGCUAUGUCAACGGUGAUGAUGGUAACACUGCACUUUUGUUCUGGUCUCCAUUGGUUGAACCACAUGCACUGUUUGAGCAAAGAGAGACUCACUGCAAACUGUCGUUGCCUGCAAAAUUGCUGUGAAAUUGUGCUAUCGUCUCAAGCAUGUUUUCCUUUCCACAAUUGGAUACACUCAGUCAAUUAGCUCUUGUAGUACAGUGCUCCUACUACUGUUCGCUUGUGCUGCCAGCGCAACUGGCAGGGACAACGGAGCAUCUUUCACUCACUGCUAUGGCUUCCGUUUGCACUGGUAGUAAACUUUUGUAAAAAUGCUCAGAAUAAAGAGCACUACAAGAAAAAUAGACUCUGAUGAAGAAUUAUGGCACAAUUAUGGCGGCAACGGCAGUGCGCACGGAGGUACUUAUUCAAGGUGGCAGCACGGUGGUACACUCAAACCUCAUUAUAAUAAAGUCACAUCUGCCACGAAAAUAACUUCGUUAUAUCCGAAAAUUCGUUAUGAACGUUUGUUUCUAGCACUGUAUAUUUGACAAGACUAUUAUUCAUUUACUUCCUUAUAACCGAUAAUUCGUUAUAUCAGUGUUCGUUAUAUCGAGGUUUGAGUGUAUAUCGCAAGUUGUGGUGUAGAGUGUAGAUGCACCAAUGCACAUAAAUAGUUUUUAGGUAUGCAUUUCUAGUGGAUUAUGCAAUGAAACAACCUUUAACGUUAAAAUUCAUUGUUGUAUUGACUGCAGUGAUCUUGUUCUUACAAUUUUUUUCACAACUACAGCUUAGUCGGCGUAAGAGUAUACCCUUUGCCGUCUAGGGAGAUUGCCAGACUCCCUUCAUGAAAAGUUCCAUUCCAUAGCAUAAAGGUGACUGUGUCACCAAGCGCACCUGCUUUGACAUGAAGACAAAGAAAUUCAAAGGAUUUCAAGGGUGCCCAUGUGAUAGGCGUAUUAGCUUUGGUUGAAUCUAGAUGGCUGCAAUCACACUGCUGCUUCUAAGAGGCCCGAAAUUGCUGUGGCCAGCAGAUCAGCCAUUUGUAGUAGUUCGUGAAAAGCAAUUUAUGUUGACACAGUCCAGUGAACAUCACCUGCAGUACCUGCCCAUUGGAAGUAAUGCAGUUUUGGUGUUGCUUUGUUUCAUCACUGCGGCUACAUAUGUGGAAUUAAGUGAACUGCAAUGAUGGAACUGAAUUGCAUGAACUGUGGUUCUGUGGUUGUGACCACGCUUCAGUCACUUAGCAUUGACUUUUUUUUACACCAGGUUACUACGGUGUUUUAGUGCUUUGUUACUCAUACCAGCCCUGAAACCAGCUCCUACAGGCAGCUUCAUCUUAUUGUGAGUGUGCUACUAUACGAAAGCUCCUUUCCACAAGGAAAUGUGUAUCGCAGGGGCAUAUUGACAUUGGUUAUUGCUAUGGGCAGACUUUUCAUUGUUUGAGCUUUGUUUCUGUAAGUGCCAUUUUGUACAACUUUUGUUUUUGCCUAGCACUGGUCUGGUUGCAUUUUUUUUUUGUUAUCCAGUUUUUAAAAACAUGUAAAAUAGCACUCAGAUGGUUGAUUGUUACUGCACCAGCUUUUAUUUUGCUCUAUGUGUACAUCUUAACAGCUUUUUAAAAGUGGGCUGAAUUGUCAAGGUCACAACAGUCAUCAUAUGGCUUGUACCACUUGAAGUGCUACAAGCUAAAUGCGCAGUAAAAAAAGAAAAGUUCAUACCAGUCGCACACAGCCAGUAAGAAUUGUAUGGCUUUUUUUUUCUUCUUCUGCACAACUACUGCAUACCAGCUCACAUUUGCCUUAUCAUACUUUUUCAAGAGCAUAACCACUGCAAAGUAAUGCCUCAGCAUCUUAGCACAGUUUGUGAAGCAUAACUAGUGUUUUUAUAUGUGUAUUGUAGAUGUGCCCUAGGAUUGAAAAAAAGUCUAUGCAGGUAAGAGCAUUCAUUAUAGAAUAUGAAAGCCAAGUAUGUAAUCAUCGAACUUUGCAAUUUAUGUUCUGUUUUGCUUACUUUUGCAGUUGUAAACAUAUUCUGUUUUCUUAGUGACUGUAAACAAAUUUCAGUUUGUUUCAAGCCUGCCAUGUUAUGAGGUGAUGGCAGAUAAUACUGCUUACCAUGGAAGCCAUUGCUGUGCAGUAUGUCUGAAAGGUCUUUGAGGAUCUAUGCUGUUACCUCACUUGAAAAAGAUUUGGCUAAUGUGUAUUGAAUAUGUUAUUUUUUGCCAUCCUCAAUUUUUUAAGUGCUUACUCAACAGUCCCUCAACUUUGAACUUUGUUUUUGUUGCUGCUUCAAAGGUUGGUGUAAUGGCCAGUGUAAAUAAUAACUGUUGACUCAUGGUAAAGAAAAAAAAAAAAAGAAAAGUUGGGGUAAGCUGCAGAAGUAGGCAACAGAGCUUUGCCUUCAACAUGCCUAUACUGCGUAAUGACAACAGCAAAUGAUUGGAGACUGCAGAACAUAAUGGCUUGCAAAGCUGUCAUCCCACUGACUGCUUAAGUGCUCUGUAUGUGGCAAGAAUAGGUCUUCAAGUGCCUACAGGCUUUACUUUAAUGUUUGUAGCGACAGUGGUUACUGAAUUACUCUUGGCACAUUCCGUGGUGUGCUGUGCUAAGGCAUGCUGCAUCACUGUGCACCAUAUUACGUCUUAAAGGGGCCCUGCAACAUAUUUCCAAGUAAUCAUCGAAUGACCUCUCUGUAAGACUCGAUUGCCUCAUGAAUUUCCUGGCAAAACAAAAAAACAUAGACCCAGUUGCUCGUGCUUGAUGUGUGGUUGGUGUUGACAUUUUGAAGGAGAGAAGCGAUUUUUUAAAUUUUUUUUUGGCAUCAGAUUGUAAGUUCCUCUGCUGUGUGUGCUGCAAUAAUAAUUGGCUCACAUAUUCACAGGAGCCUUAACUACUUAUCUGUUUUCUUUACUAUGUUAAAAGAGUGUUGCAGGGCCCCUUGAACGUGCAAGAACAUAAGAAUUCAUUUGCUUGAUUAGUUAAUUGAGCUACUACUUCCCCGGUUAAAAUAGUGCAAACAAAAGAAUGUUUUCCUGGCUUGGUAUUGUUCAGUUACAUGAAGUGUCCUUUAGACAUACUCGCCAUUUUUAUUGCUUUUCAUUGGCUUUGUCACACAUCAGCCUUCAUACACUGUUCUCAUGUCGACGUAACAGAGUACAAUCUUUUUGUGUGAAUAUGUAAAAAGUGAUAUGUAACAUUUCGUCUGUGCGUGUCCAACUAAUGAACUGGAACUUUGGUGUUCUUGUUAAUGUACAUACAAUUACUUGUCUGUGUAUUGUGCCAAAAUGUAGUAGCAUGUAUAUACGAACAUGUAAAUAUAUAUAAUCCUAGACAUCACCAGUUUUGUAAGUGAUGUGGUAGUAGCAAGAGAGUGCAAGCUAUGAAUUAUUUGCAAUUGGCACUCCUGUAAUCAGUGUGACAGUGGCACUCUUCCACCCCCACACCCCCCUCACUUAAUGCAGGCCAUUUUUUUUUCCUUUUUCUUUCUCAAAUCAGAUGUAGUUGCAUAACUUCUUUGUACUAAAUUUAUUGAGGUCUUAUUAUGUACAGUCAUACUUGAUGUAGGCUGCAACACGCUGCCUGCAAUUGAAGGUUCUCCAUGACUGCAUUGCAGUGUCAGCAUGCGAGAAAUUGGUUUAACAAAUACUAGAAUUGAAACUGUGUUUAUUUUUUUGACACUAGUGUCAACACUGCUGUACAGUCUUGGGGCUCCUUUGACCAAGCGCUGUGUUGCAGCUUAUUUUGGAUGCAACUGCAUAUGUGCAAAGUGUAAAAGAAAAAGUGUACAUUUUUAGACUGUGUAGUUGGUGAAGAAAAGUUUUUGGACUAGCUGUGCGUGAUAAAUUGCUGAUGCGUAAAUUUCCUGGUGAUAGCAGCCCUGCUAGACAAUGGCUUCUGUCAUGUUAUGGCGCAGAGGAGUGCAGUGUGCUGAUAUAGCUUCCAUAACUUGUUUCCACCACUCCAAUUGUGUUUCUUUGUAGAAGUACAUGCUGUACUUUUAUAGCUGAUUAGCUUGUUUCCUUUUGUUACGUUUUGUCUCUAAAGUGGUGCAGUAGCAGGUUUUUCGAUUGUUUGCCUAGUACUAUACAUGUCACUGAUCUUCUGGUAAGGGAACAGGUAAGAGUCUCCUCGUCCCCACUGUGCCAGCAGUUGUGUUGCUCAUGAGCUGUCAAUCAUAGCUACCAAAAAAUAUGUAUAAAUAAUAUUGACUUUAACUGUGUAUAAGAAUAGCUUAAUCUUCUGCAUGACAAGAACUGCGUGCUAUUGUGAAAUCAUUAGUUUAUUGAUGCAGUGGCAUGUGCCUUUUGAUGAAUGUAGCCCAGUUCUUGGUGCUAAAAUGCUUCACAAACCAAGGUGCAUUGUGUCAUUAAUAGUCCUUUAACUGGCCAACUUGGAUAUUGUUUGCAUAUUUGUCAACAGCACUGCUGAUGCUAUCAUCGCUUUGACAGUACCUGUACCAACCCACCUUGGAUGUUUUUUACGGGGCCUCGGGAGGCACCACUUGGUCUCUUCAGACCAUACGGCGCCUCUGAUUAGUUGAUGCACCAUCUGACCCGUUGAUAAACUUAGUGUACUGUAGCUGGGGGUUCAUCCGUAGUUGCAGAUUCAUUUUUUUUUACUCUAUCUCACUCAACCCAUUUUUGUUAUACUAAUUAAUCUUGUAUAGUUGCCUGGCAGCUGUUUAUGUUUAUUGCGAGUCUUUUUGCACACUUGUGUUGUUCACCCUCAUUUAUACAUGCAUUAAGCUUACUCAUCUCCCAACCACCAGGUUUUCAUUUGUCAUUGAUGUGUUUAUUCAUAUUUUUAUCCCAUUAUGUUGUAGCUUCUGCAUUUAUUAUUUUACGGUGUAUGUAAAUGAUAUUAAAUAUACUGAAGGAGUCUGAUGCCACAAGGUAAAUCAUUCUCCAUAUCCAGUGGCCAAAUUGUUGUUUGAAAUGUUUAUCUUUUUUUUCUUUUUCAUUUUGUCAGACCAUGGGAAGCUUUUGCAAUUUCUUUUGUGUGUGUGUGUGUAAUAAAGAGGACACACCUUAAAGGGUUUCACGUUGUAGCUUGUGAUGCCAAAGUUCAUUACAUGUUCUUCUGAUGUAACUCCUAGAUGUAGUUUUGCUAGGAGCUCGCACCACUUUUUGCCCACACGGUGAUUUCUUCAUGCAACAAACAGGGCUUGUCCCAGCCAUGUUUCAGUGCCUAUUGGAACACUUUAUUCUGUGGUGCAUUUCACAGCUGCUUGCCUUGUUUUAAUAUGCAUUGGCAUUUCUCACUUGGUGAUUGGGGAUAGCUGACAAUCUCUCAUUCACAGCCAAUUGGGGUAUGCUUUUUGUGCCUUGCUGUACUGCUUUUUAUAUGCAAGCUUUGUGGAGGAUUGCAGGACGAUUCCUCAGCCCACGCUGCCUUUGGUACACAUCUAGGCUGAAGAGAUAUUGUAGCUGCACGCAUGCAUUUUAACAACUUCUCUUCAGCAUCUUUUGGGCUGCUUUCAUAGUGCUUUUUGGAUGUGCAGGUAGACCAUUUCAGAUGUCAUAAUGAUAUUUAUGUGUGUUUGUUAUGCCCGUUAUUUUCUCGUGUGCCAUCAAGUAUUUCUUAUUUAGCAGCUUGCGUGACGCAUUUUCAAAGCCCAGAAUUGCCAAGUACAGUUUUGAAGGUGCAAGAGAAAGGGUGCGCUAGUUUCCCAGUGUGAAAAUGUCAACUUCAAGCACAGCAAUUUAUAGUGUAGUGCUAGGUUUUUCGUCUUUUUUUUUUUUUUUGUCAUGCUUGGUGAUCUGAGACUUUGUUGAUGUGUCACGUGGGGUUAUAUACUACUUUUAGUUUUGUAUCUAAUGUGGUCAGUUCGUGGUGCCGAGUUGUACUUUCAUCUCCUCAGUGGUAAGGAACCUGACAUUUCUGUGUGUUCAAGGCGCUAUGCUGUGAUGCAUAAAAUGCCAUAAGGCACCCUAGAAAAGAAUGAGCUGCCCCCGUGGCUGUUUUCUAACUGACACAGGGGCUGACAGUGUACAGUUACCAGCAAAAGAUUGGGGACCAAUUGGUGUCGCAAAGAAUAUUUUUUUCUUUGCAGCCUAGCGUGCUGUAAGUGUGCACGUUCCACUAAUGCAAUGUGUUGAAGCAAUUCUGUUGCGUGGAGCUGUGCUAGAAGAAAUUUUUUUAUUUUGCUGAUGCCAUGAUCCCCCAAGCUUUUCCUUGCAAUUGUACAUUUAUGUUUCAGUAGCACAGUAAGGUCUGUGAUGCAUUUAGGGUUCAAUACUUUUUUGGAGGAAAGCUUGAAGCUUUCCCAUAUUCUCUGCACUUUUUUAGCUGAUUAUCAAAAUGGUUGGUUUUGUUUUCAUGUUAUGUUAGUGUGUAUAGUUGGGUGACCAUUCAUAUUCAUGUUUUUAGCAUUUUGGCAGUAGGUGUGGCAUUGCAAGUAGAGUCAGUAUAAGCAGUAUGCUGAAGUAUAACAUUUCGCUUGCCUUUAUUGCAGAAAGCAGUACUCCUGUCGUAGCUAAUUUAUUAUAUACUAACAUCCCCUUAAAGCAUUAUGGAUUAGUGCAAGUGCACUUCUCAUAAAACUUGGAAACUAAUUCUAGUGUUUAUUUGUUGUUACUUUUCAUGUGCCAUGGUGACCUCAGGCACCGAUCUUUUAGUACUGCAACUGAAUUUUCAAGAAUGAAUUCUUAAUAAUGCAGUGUGAAAUUCUAUCCAUAGUUGGUCAUCUUUGUUGCUGUUGAGUUUUGGUGUCCCCAGCAUUGUCCCUCAAGUUAUUCAGUGUGAAAGGAAUAUUAACUUAUGUGCCAGUAAAAGGUGCAUUCACCAGUACAUGUGUGUACUGAGUAAGUCUGCAGUUUCAUACCAAUGAGGAAAUGGAAAUGAACUCAGUCAUCAGUCCGUGCAACAUUGAUGUAAUCUUGUAAGAACAGUAAAUGUACAUUUAUGCUCA